This is a messenger RNA of Tuber aestivum (summer truffle), 2771 nucleotides long. Lineage: Eukaryota; Fungi; Ascomycota; Pezizomycetes; Pezizales; Tuberaceae. The record is from the annotation of a GenBank genome assembly.
AUGCCACCACCUUUCCUCACACUUGAUCCUAGAACGUCGCCGAUUACCUUGUCACCCUUCCCUUCACCAAAGAUAUCACCAAGGUCGGAUACGGACGACUUGGGGCCAAGUCAGGAUGAGGAUGAUUCAGUGUCUCCUCUAACGCCGAAUGACUACUCGAGGCUUUCAGGUUUCCCUCAGCUAUCAGGAUUUGACUUUGCCUUUGACAACCGGAGCAGUUCGGAUGAUCCACCAUCCCCUUCGGGGCCACGAAGGAUUUCAGAGGCCGCAUCGGUGGAACAGUUGAUACGACCUGCUUCGGUGGCUCGGAAUUCUGCAUCAUCAUCGUCAUCAUCAUCAUCAUCGGCCGCCCCCGCCGCCGCGCCACCUCCACUGUCAAUCGUCGUACCGCCAAGUACGGCAAUGGGAGGAGUUCACAGGCCGGCGGCGGCAGCCGAAGAUUCGGAAGCUCCACCUCCAUACUCCAGAUACGCCGGUGCAUCGCAACCACCCGCGGUCCUGAAUCCCGCAUGGGGGGGCGCGGCGGCUAGAGUCGCCGGGGCUCGUAAUGUGUCAUCCAUGGUGCCAGUCGCUGUGUACACCCGUGGGCAGAGAGGAUUUGCGCCCGUGGCCGGUGUGCCGGUCAAUGGCAACCCCCGAAGGCAGAGUGGGCAGAGGGGAUUGCAUGCGUUGGCUUUGGCAGAUCAAUCACAGCAGCAGGGUGGGCAGCUCAGUAGGCGGGAUAGCUGGAGGGAAAAGAUCACGGCGGGGUAUUGGGAGACCGAGGUUGAAGUCGAGACUGGGAGCGAAAACAAGAGACUGACGAGGAAAGGGCGGAGAUGCAUAUUUGCCGUCAUGGGUCUGGUCCUCCUGGUCAUCAUCAUAAUAGCAGUUGUAGUUGGCGUCGUGACAACCCGCAAGGAUGAAGAUGAUUCGGAUGACGAUGAUACGUCGAGGAAAUCAGCAAAUAUGGAAUCACUACUUCCGGAGCUACCCGAGGGCACGCACGUCGUCAAGCCUCGGGGUAUACCCGAAAAGCUGUAUUCGUGCGUUUCCAACCCGUCAUUUUGGAGCUGCGACCUGCCUAGCGAUUCACUAUUCCCCAAAAUUGUCGUACCAGACGGCGGUCCCGUCCUGCCGGAAUUCCGCUUCACAAUCCGGAAGGAGACAGGAUCCGGCUCGGACAUGCGCGCCAACUCGACCCCGGCCCCGGAGAACGAAACAGAUUACACCAACGUGGCAGAGGUGGACGAAGUGCGGGCGGAUCCAAAAUCCGGCCAUAUGACAAACUACUACAUAUCGCUGGUGACGCGGGACCCAAGCGCCAUAGACCAGGACCCGAGCCGGGCAACGGAUAAUGAGACCUCGUCCGCGUCUUUACGCGAGCCGCCGAGAGCCUCGGAAGUGAACGAUUCCUCCAAGUCCCCGAGGAAGAGGGGACUUCGCUCCAAGCGCCAGAGCCCCCCCGCGUCAGCGAAGAAUAUGCUCCCGGAGACCAUCGAGAGCCAGCCGCUCCGGUUCUUUGAUGGGGGGCUCGAGACGGAACAUUACGGAUUCCACAUGUACUACACCAAGACCAUCCGCGUUACCCCACCGACCGAAUCUUCGACACCCGAUCCGGCGGGCGGGCUAACCUUAAACGAGGGAGAGGGCACGGACGUUAGAUGGGAGCGAACCAGGUUUAAGGUCGUCAUCUGGACGAAGAAACUCUCGGACGGAAGAGCAGUGCUUGUUGACCCCCAGGGACGCAAAGUUCAGGCUUCGGCCGACACAGACGGUUUUCCGUACGCUGUUAGUAUUGUCCAGGACCGGCAUGGGGAUAGAGGCCCUAUAACACCCGGUCCCGGCCUCCCGGAGCCUGUCCAGGAGAAACUCGGAGAGAGUGAAAGGUGUCGGUGCGAAUGGACGAAUUGGCGGACGAAUCUGAGACAAUAAGUCCCUCUGGCCUACCCUCAUAGACCUGAAUCGUUCAGAUGAAAAGAAAAAAAAUCUGGUCGGGUACAUAGUUUCUACAUUUCCAUUUUUAUUUCUCCCGCUUCACUAUCCUUGCUGUAUCGUCUCCUUUUCUCUUUCAAGCCGGGUUUUCAUUGUUCUUUAAACUCCUUUUCUGCAUGCUACUAUCAUGGUUUGCUUGAUUACUUGUUUGACUGCUUUCUUUCCAAGGGCCGGGCGAAACUGGGGUGUCAUUGUAUUUUUCCGCAUUUUUUCCUUCUCGUUCUCAUUUCUCCAUCCAUCAUAAUUGCCCAACCAUCACAUCUAAGAGCAAGGCAAGGAACAAGGGUUUUUACGCAUGUAUGUAUGUAUGUAUGUAUGUAAUAUGUAUUCUAAGGCAUAAUCAUUGGAAAUGAGAAGAACCAAAGGAAUGUGUCAGUUCUGGUCACGGUAUGACAGCAUGAUAUACCAAGCGCCGUGAUGUUAGGGCGGUUGACGUCUGGCGUUUCUGGCCCUUUAUUUAUUUUUUGCUUUCCCUUCUUUCUUCAAAUAUUUUUCCAAAUCUUUUGAUUGUUUAAGGGUGUGAUACAACCGCUAUAUGAUAUUUGACCAGCUAGAUCAUAACACGAAAGCUCGAAGCGCGUGAAUUCCGCCGCUCGUCAAUGCCGUCCAAUAAUAUUAUUACAGCUCCUCUAGCCCCGGAUCAACCGCACAAUCCCCCCCAAAUUGAGAAGGAUGGAAGGCAUCACUAGUCGGCACUGACAAAGAGGGGGGAAAAACUAAAAAAAAUACUAUGAUAAUUAUUAUAACAACUGAUAAUCCCCGUUUUCAUAGUACAGAAUAGGGUACUCGGGUACAGU